AUGAUUAUUAAUUUCCAUUGGGGCCAAUUGACGGGCGGGCCGUAUUACCAGGUCGAGCUUGGGAGAUUGGACGGUCGGGUAACGUCGAAAGCCAACGUCAAACACAAUCUUCCUGGCCCAGGAUACAACUUGGAUCAGCUCAAUGCGGUGUUCGCCGCGAACGGGCUCACGCAAACCGACAUGAUCGCGCUCUCCGGUGCUCACACAAUCGGAGUCACCCACUGCGACAAGUUCAUUCGCCGGAUCUAUCGGUUCAAGCAGCCGCUGGCGUUCAAUCCGCCGAUGAACCUGACCUUCUUGCGCCAGAUGCGCCAGAUCUGCCCGUUGAACUACAACCCGUCGACCUUCGCAAUGUUGGAUCCGACCACACCGUUUAAGUUCGACAACGCGUACUACCAGAAUCUACAGAAAGAGAUGGGCCUGUUGGCCUCGGACCAGAUCUUGUUCACCGACCAGAGGUCGCGGGGACUAGUAAACUGGUUCGCGUCGAACCAGACCGCGUUCGAGGAGGCGUUCGUGGCUGCUAUGACUAAGCUCGGGAGGGUCGGGGUUAAGAAUGCGACCGAAGGAGAGAUUCGGCGGGUCUGCACCGCCGUGAACUAGAUUGGAUUGGAUUGGAUUGGAUUGGAUUGGAGUAU
Molecule: messenger RNA, 638 nt
Organism: Ananas comosus (pineapple)
Lineage: Eukaryota; Viridiplantae; Streptophyta; Magnoliopsida; Poales; Bromeliaceae
Product: peroxidase 16-like
Exons: 3
Coding region: 1-603 (200 amino acids)
Biological process (GO): response to oxidative stress
Molecular function (GO): heme binding; peroxidase activity
Source: RefSeq, a predicted model, not a curated record